Molecule: messenger RNA, 5237 nt
Organism: Dendronephthya gigantea
Lineage: Eukaryota; Metazoa; Cnidaria; Anthozoa; Malacalcyonacea; Nephtheidae
Product: zinc finger protein 107-like
Exons: 2
Coding region: 211-3990 (1259 amino acids)
Biological process (GO): regulation of DNA-templated transcription
Molecular function (GO): DNA-binding transcription factor activity, RNA polymerase II-specific; RNA polymerase II cis-regulatory region sequence-specific DNA binding
Source: RefSeq, a predicted model, not a curated record
UUCUUACAGACAUUGUCUUGCUUUUGAUCUUGAGCAAAUAUCGAACUUUGCAAAUUCUUUCUGGAGUUUCUGUAUUCGCUAAUGAAUCUUCCUUCAUCUCAUCUAGUUCAGAGAUCACAUAUUGCCUAGAAAGAUUGGAAGGAGGUUGGUCCGUACUUGAUUUUGCCAGAAUUAUGCUUUCUAGCUAGUUCUUUUUGGUAAUGAUAAGAAAUGGCCUCAAAACAGGAACGAAGCGUUGUUCGUCAACGUACAAUAUACAAAUGUGAUCAAUGUGAAAAGGUUUUCCCUGCAUAUGCCAAGUUGGUUAACCACGAGAGAAUUCAUACAGGAGAAAAACCGUUUGUUUGUCGUAUAUGUUGUAGGGCUUUUACACAACAAACUCACUUAAAACGUCAUCACAAGGUCCAUGAUAAUGAACGACCUCACCAGUGUUCUUUCUGUGAUAGAGCUUUCAAGCACAAAGCACAUUUGAAAAGACACACUAAGAGUCAUCAUAGUUACAGUUAUCAGAUGAGCAAAACAAGGAAUGAUUUUCUAAACGCGGAGAUGUUGCACAACCAAUCAAAUAAUUCGUCGCAUUCCCAGACAAACGUAUAUCGAGAACCACUAGCAAGGGUUGUAGACCAUGCCCAAAACAGUCAUGAUUCUGGUAAUACAGGCGAUUCUGAAUCAUUUGAUUCUGAAAACUCGCAUUAUCAAGCAUAUGAGUUGUCGAAUACUCAAACAAGUGCAAAUAUUUAUAAAAUAUGCGGAACAGACGAGUCAGAUUUUCCUGAUCCUGAGGAUGAAUCGUUGAGUGGUGAAAAGAAUGGUGAACUCCAAACUUAUUUGGAUGAACAUGCGGAAAGCCCUUUUGCUGACAGAUUUGAUGCAACGAGAGACUCUGAUGUUCCUGAGACUGAGAGCCCGCAAGUCCAAUCAGCGGAACAACCGAGCAGUAAAACGGAGCGUCUAAACGGGCAUGUAGAGGGGAUGUACGAGUGUCAGUUGUGUGGUAAAGUGUUCAAACGCAAAUCAAAUUUGUUAGCGCACGAGAAAAACCAUGCUGAAAACAAGGUAUUCAGAUGUGACCUGUGUGGGCAAGCAUUUCCUGAAUUACAAGAACUAGCUUUUCAUCGAACUCUUUGUGAAGAAAGUUUCUACAAAUGCCAGAUUUGUGACAAAGAAUGCGGGACAAAAUUUAAAUUGAAGUGCCACGUAGAAACGCAUAACGACGAUAAACCGCACGUGUGUGACAUGUGCGGUACACGAUUCAAGCAUGCUCGUUCUUUAACCACCCAUAAAAGAAUGCAUACUGGUGAGAAUAAUUCCAGUUGCGAUGUUUGUGGAAAGGUUUUCAUAAGACCUAAUGAUUUGGUUGUCCAUAAAAGGACACAUACUGGAGAGCGGCCCUAUGAAUGUAAUAUAUGUCGUAAAGCAUUUAAACAAAAGGCACACGUUAUCAAACACAUGGAGACCGUUCACGGUAAAAUGAAGAUGAAAGCCAACACGACAAGUUCGUCCGCAGAAAUUCAUACCGCUAAACUACGAAGCCGGGCUAAAAGAAAACCAAAUAAGAUCGAAAAUGGGGCGUCAGGUCCUGACCCCAAGUUCCCUUCUAAAAAAAGCACUUCCAGUAUAAAACUGCGAAGUAGAUCUGAACGGUCUGGUGCGACUUUAUCCACCGAGGACAAGCUUGUGCAAAAUGGAACUUGUGAUGAAAAUUCAACGAUUGAUGAUGACAUGGAGCAUGUGGCAUACCCAGAAGAAACGUCUCUAAACGCACGUGGUACUCCAUCAAAAUCAAAUACCUGCGAGGCUUGCGGAAAGUCAUUCACACAAAAAAGUUACUUGGUGGUACACAGACGAAUUCACACGGGGGAGAUGCCAUAUGAUUGUAAUAUUUGCGGGCAGGCAUUCAGACAGAGAGCACAUCUGGUUAAGCAUAAAAAAUCUAUUCACAAUGUUGAUAAGUCUUCAAAGGGUCCCCUGACGACGGUCGUUCCAACCGAAGACGAUUUAUCCGACUCGAUUAAAACAGAAAAUGGGGACGAAGAGCAUAACAAUAACACGAUUAUACCAGCAGAAAAAGAAAGUCACUAUGAUAUGUUGAAAAAUGUUUCCAAGAGAAGGCCAUUUCAGUGUGAUAUCUGUCAUAAGAAGUUCAGACAAAGAGGAUAUCUGAAUGUGCAUAAGAGAAUACAUACAGGUUUGAUGCCUUUCAAAUGUAACAUUUGUAAUAGAUCGUUUAGGCAGAAAACACACGUGGUGAAACACAAGAGAACAAUUCACAAAAUUAAGAAACUGAGAACAAUCCAGCAAAUGGAAGAUCUUGACAACGAAAGUGAGUCAUCGCCGAAUGAAAGCCAAGAGAAUUCACACGAUAAAGAGGGAGAAACGUCACAGGACGAAAAAAACGAAACGUCGCACGAUGAAAACAUGAAAAAAAACACGAGCGAGAUUUUCACUAGCGAAUAUUCAAUGGUGGGUGACCAAAUUUUUGAAAGGUAUGGUACCCAAGCAUCAGGUGUUUCGAAGACCAAUGACCUCGACACUUCAGAUCAGAGCCAUUCUACAGGCAAGCUAUCGAUUGCUUCAACUAAGUGUGAUCAGAAUGAUGCUUCGUUUGACAAACCACACGCGUGUGAAAUAUGUGGCAAAUCAUUUAAACGUAAACAUUAUUUGGCAAUUCAUAAAAGGAUGCACACGGGGGAAAGGCCAUACCCUUGCACGGUUUGCUCAAAAAGCUUCAGGCAGGACUGCCACCUAAGAGUCCACAUGUCUAAAGUUCAUCCAGACGAACAUGUGGUUAUUCGGUCAAGAGAGCCAACAACCUACAAAUGCAAGAUCUGUAACCGAGUAUACAAGCGAAUGCAUCUCUUAAAACUGCAUGAAGCAACACAUGGCAGUGUUGGAGGAGUCAAAGAAUCUCGAGUUAACCAUCGUGGAAAAAAGAAACCCUUGUUUAAGGCAUCGACUGCACGAAAUCCUAAAAUCCUCCCAAUCAACCGCGACGAUCCCGACAAGCUCUUGCAUAUACGCAAAAAAACCGAGUUUCAAAGCAUGUCAUGCGACAAAGACAGGCCCUUUCAAUGCCAGUUUUGUCCAAAAGCAUUUAAAUUCAAGCAACACCUAACAUCACAUGAACGAGUGCAUACAGGAGCGAGGCCCUUCGUCUGCAAUAUAUGUAAAAGUGCUUUUAAACAAUCCAGUCACUUAACCCGCCAUAUGAAAAUGCAUGAAGUGGAAGAAAAACUUGGUAAAGAAAAGGUGCCUGCGCCUGUAUACGCCGACGAUGAUAAACCUUACAAGUGCAGAAACUGUAAAAAGAGCUUCAAAUCGAAGAAAGGACAGUUAUAUCAUAUUGCAAGAUGUAAUUCAACAGCUAAGAAUUUGAAGGCUAGAAAAGAAUUGUCACGAGUAAAGACCAAUGUUGAGAACAAUAUAAAUAGUAUUCACGAGUGUAAGGAAUGUGGCAAACGAUUUGAUCGGAAGCAAAUUCUUGUCAUUCACAAACGUGUUCACUCUGGAGCCCGUCCUUACGAAUGUGAUAUUUGUCAUAAAAGGUUUCCCAUCGCUGGAAACCUUGCGCGGCACAAGAUUAUUCACACUGGACAAAAACCUUACGUUUGUUAUAUUUGUGGUAAAGGUUGUACCCAGAAGAGUAACAUGGAAGGCCAUAUCAGAUUGGUUCAUAAAGUGAAACCAAAAAAGGAAAAAGAGCCUGGGAAUUUUAAACGUAAAGGGAACAAAAAACAGUCUCAUAACAGCGAGACUGCUACCGCCAUUGCUGAAUGCAAGAAAGAAGAAAGCAGCGAGGAAAAUGUUGGAACUGGAACACGUAGAAAUAAUUACAACGACAUGGCUUCAGUGAAUAGAGAUCCGGAACGAGAAACCAGCGUUAAAGAAGAAACAAAAGAUGUUGAAGAUGAAAUUUAUCGGUGUUGCGAGUGUGGUAGGGGAUUUGAGGAAGAGAGCAGUAUGAUGGACCAUUGCAUGGAGGCUCAUUAAUCAUGCACGUAUAGGUUUUUUAAUACGCGUAUUUAACUGUGGAUUAGGGCAGAUUGGCAGGUGAUUUAUCUUGAAAACUCUAGUUAAACGACAAAUAUUACCAAUUAGACGACUAUAUUUCAACAUUGGUUGUCUAAAUGAAGAAAAGGUAAAACAAACUGUUUUCCAAUAUACGUAUAUUUUGAUAAAUUACGCCACAGUGCUAAAUUCAUCCACAUGUCUUUGAGUUCUCUGCAAUAUUGCCAAUAUUUUGCUACUUAUAGAAUAAUACUGCAACAAUCAUUUAUGUAAAUAGCUAUCGGUUUUGUCAAUUGUGUUUAGGAAGCAUAUUUGCGUCUUAAGUGGCAAAAAUUUCAAGCUUUGAAAUAGCGUCUCAAAUCGGACAUUUUCAUAUCUGGCUGCAUUAGCGUAACUAGGAACGAUAAUUGAGGGAAGCAUUUAUGUGCACUUCAUAUGAGCAUGUAACAAGUCGGUCUGGAUUUCUUUCGAAGAUUUUCUGCAACGAAAGCUUUUUAUUGCCAAAAAAUGUCCAAAAAAGUUAGAUUUUACAACUCCGUCCUAUAUGAAACUUAAUAUAAUGUUUAGACAUUUUGUCCAGCGAACAAAAGCUUGAAAUGUGUGUCACUGUUUUUGAUGAUUUUUAACGAGAUAUCAUUUUUUAGUAAGGGUGAUAAUUCGUUGAAAAGCAUGACGUUUUAAUAGAAAUUAUUCACAGUAGGUUGUAAUAAUGCAAUACAUAACAAUGUAUAUACACUGUAGUUAGGUAUGUUGCUUGUAAAUAUUUCAUAAAUUAAGUAAGUGUACGCGGCAGCGAAAGCCUGGUCUGCACUUGUCUUAAAGCAGGGUUCACAUAUCACUGCGGACCUGUUUGCGUUUUCUUCUUAUCUGUUGAUGGAUAAAUUCGUAAAAAAUUAUCCGGCAACACUACCGACAACAGGUUAGCAGCUCAUGCACCACUGUCAUAUGCGAACCAGGUAUAAAAGAACCACGCCGCAAACUCCUUCACCUAGUAAGCGCACACAUGUCCUUCGUGACAAUUAUCAUUUGCAUGCAUGUAAAUGUCUCAUUUGCGGUUUUAAUUUCAGACUUUUAUCAUCAGAAUUUUUAAGACGAAAUUCUUAGGGAAUUGGGAAACAAUUCAGCGAGUAAAGACCAGGCUUUUACUGUGAAUAGCUAGUUUAGUAAGCAAUACGUAAGUUAUCUGUGCGUGUGAAUAUAAUGUAUGAGAUUUUCUCUUGCCUCCUUCC